UUUUUUCAAGGAAUAUUUUUAAAAAUUUCUUUUCAAAAAAUGCCAGCCAACGAUUUAAACAGUUCCCCAUCUCCCCCAAAAGUGGAUGCACAAAUUCCCCCUCAAGUAUUGGUUCUAGAUGGAGGUUUUGGGUCCCAAUUGGAAGCUUUGGGUUAUGCUGUUGAUAAAUCGGAAGUUUGGAGUGGAGGUGCAUUGAUUGAAGAGCCCGAAUUAGUUAGAAAAUGUCAUCAAUCAUUUAUCAAUGCCGGUGCAGACAUUAUCGAGACGAACACUUACCACCUUUGCAUCAAAAAACUACGUGAAUGUCGUGGCUACAGUGUUGAACAAGCCGAAUCCCUUGUUAAGCUUGCCGUUCAAAUUGCUCGUGAUGCGAUAUCCGCCUCUGGUCGCUCUGUUCAAUUAGUAGGCUCUGUAGGCCCCUAUGCUACAUAUCUGAGAGAUGGAUCUGAAUAUACCGGUGAUUAUGUAAAGAAGCCUGAUUUUAAUGAACAGAUAAUAAUUGACUAUUAUCUCUCCCAAUGCCGUCCAUUAAUUGCAGCGGGUAUUCGAACACUCGUCUUCGAAACAAUUCCUACGCUUAAAGAAGUUGAAUGUGUAGGGAAGGUUCUGGAUCAGCUUGGACCGGAGGUGCGUGCUUGGAUUGUCAGCACCUGCCAGGAUGGAAAAAGAACUCGUAGCGGUGAUUUAUUCUCAAGUGUUGUCAAAGUUGCCAAUUCAAUCCAAAAAGUAGUAGCUGUUGGUGUUAACUGUACAGCACCAGAAAAUAUCACAGAAUUACUUGAAGAAGCAAAUAAAACUGGGAAUCGAAAAGCUCUAGUUGUUUAUCCAAAUAGUGGCGAAAUUUGGAAUCCAGUUUUACAGCAAUUUCAAGGUGCUACACAAAUAGAAAUGAUUGCUUCAUUAAUUCCUCAUUGGUAUUUAUUGGGUGCUAGAAUCUUUGGAGGUUGUUGUCGAGUAAUGCCUGAUCAUAUAGCUAGAAUUGGUAUUGUCUGUGAUAAAUUGAAAGCAAAAAGUACUUGAAAAAGAAUCAUAAAUUAGUU
Messenger RNA from Meloidogyne enterolobii, 1040 nucleotides. The record is from the annotation of a GenBank genome assembly. NCBI's taxonomy places the organism in Eukaryota, Metazoa, Nematoda, Chromadorea, Rhabditida, Meloidogynidae.